Molecule: messenger RNA, 1380 nt
Organism: Symbiodinium sp. CCMP2456
Lineage: Eukaryota; Dinophyceae; Suessiales; Symbiodiniaceae
Source: the annotation of a GenBank genome assembly
AUGGCUGCCGUGUGUAAGCAGCUCGAAGCAGCGCAAAGGUUCCUUCGGCAGGUGUGCAAGCUGCCGAGCUUCGAGAGUCUUCGUGAAAAGCAGCUCACGGUUGUGCUUUCGGUGCUGAAGAAAACGAAAGUUCUCAGCCUGAAAGAUGCUAACAGCAUUUUGCAGAUGUUGGAGUCAGACAUCUGGUCCGAGGACCUGAGCCAGCAAGUGCGGGAGGCGGUUUCUGGGCUCCUUGUCGUUGAAGCAGCGGACCAAGGAGAGGACUCAGGGAAGCGUGGGCCGAAGGGCCAGGACUUUCAGAACUUUUUGGUCUUCUUGAAAGACUCGCAGUGGAACGCGUUGCAGCAGUCCAGCACUGUCUCAGCUGGGUGCAGCAUGCUUGCGAGUAUGCUGGGCCAGCUGGGCUUGCGGCAUCCUUCGGAGUGGACUUUUGGAACGAUGUACUGCUUCAUGCAUCUAGUACAAAAGCGUGAAGUUCCAGAGGCCUCGCAAGCUUACAACGAGAUCUUUAAGUUGAAGCCUGCAGUCCGCAAGCAGCUUGAAGGCCUUCCCGAACCUGUUGUGUACCUGCAGCAGCUACCCAAGACACCGGAGGAGCUACCUGAGCGGCUUUUCAACGAGGUCUUCGCGUCCGAGCGGCCUGGCGUUCCCAAGGUGUCGAAGGACAGUCUGCUGUUCACCACGUCUCUGAUUUCCAUGCGGAAAUCCAGCGACAAGGUCAUAGAUCCCCAAAAAGUGGCUCCUGCACCUGUGGAUCCCUUGGCAGCAAUGGCGACCAUGAGCACGGCUCUGAUGGCCCACUUGGUCACGACCUCGGGAGCCGGCAGCACGCAGGCAGUGGCGGCGCCGACUCUGGCAAGAGAAGCAGCGCCACCGCCGAUGCUGGCUUUGUGCGAUGCCCCGCAUCCGACAGCAGAGGCGACAGGCGCUGUCGAAGCAGAAAAGGCUGAGACGAGUCUGGUUCCUGUGGUUCCUCCCGAGCCGUCGCAGGUCGACCAGUACUUGGGUGACCUCAAGUCUUGCUUGCAACGCGAGGGCUCUGGCAAGAAAGCGAAGAUGAGGCGGCCGUCAGCAGCAGCCUCAUCUCUGAACGGCAAAGGGGGCUCCAGCGUGUUGCAGGAGGCACCUGCAGGACCUCAGAAGGCCAAGGCCAAGGCCGAAGGAAAGCAGCAGCCUCGCAAGAAGCCUGCAGUCAAGACGCCCGGAGCCCUGAAGCGACCUGCGGCUUCGAGCGGCCCCAGAUCCAUCAAGGAAGUUCCCGGGCUCUCCUGGCAGCAGCGUGUGAGAAUGCGACCCGAGGGUUGCUCGAAGUGCCGUUGGCACAGAGGUUGCACUUUGUCGUGCUUUGCAACCUACCUGAAGCAGCAGUCGGAAUGCUAA